AUAUUUUUCAGUGCAAUUUUAUAUUUCGUGGAGGAGGUUUGCUUCUCCGAGAACAAUUUUUUUGGAACAAUAAAAGUAAGAUAAUAAUCAAUAAAAGUGUAAUUUGUGUGCUGAAUCGUUCUACAGAUUGUUGAAAAUGCUUGGAGGGAUCUGCGCUUUAUGGGAUCGUAAAACAGCAUAAAACUAGACAUUCACACAACAAAAAAGUAUCAAGAUCACAAUUGAAAACGUCAAGUAGAAGAUAAAAGAAAAAACGGGAAGUAAAAGAAUGGCUGGAACUAGAAGGGCCCGUAACCAAGCAACUUCAAUUGCUAUACCGAGGCAGAAUUCGGUUUCGGACAAUGGGAGGCCCCGUAAUAACUUGACACCCGAAGCGUUAGCAGGCAUGAGCAAAGAGCAGCUUCGGGCAGAAUGCAGGAAAAGGGGCCAGCGUGCGUCGGGCAACAAAAAUGAGCUGCUCGCCCGGCUCGGGUACUACAAGCUGGCGGCGGCGGUGCAGGAGCCCACCGAGCCGCGUCCGCGCAACGGUCUGCACCACCCCAUUCAUAAGGAAAUAAGGAACAAAUCAAUUCCAAUGGACAGCGACAGCUUAGUACUGUGGCGGCGGCCCUUCACCACCCUCGAAUACUUCUUUAGAGAACUUCUAAUACUAAUCAGCACUGGGCUGCAACGGUUAUUAGCGUAUAGACUACUGGCGUUAUCAACCAUUGUGCUAGCAGCCAGUACUGUUGUGUCUUACUACAUUAGUGGGCCACACCAGGCUUACGUACAUUUAGUGGUAUCGACCCUUGCAUGGUGGGGCUGGUGGGUGGUGCUCGGAGUCUGCAGCUCUGUAGGCCUGGGGACAGGGCUCCAUACCUUCCUGCUAUACCUCGGGCCACAUAUAGCGCGAGUCACGCUCGCCGCGUACGAGUGCGGUGCGCUCAACUUCCCGGAGCCGCCGUAUCCCAACGACAUAAUCUGUCCAGCUGAAAAGGAUCCCAACAACCUAGUGACAAUAUGGAACAUAAUGUCCAAAGUCCGAGUGGAAUCAAUGAUGUGGGGCAUAGGGACGGCCCUUGGCGAACUCCCGCCUUACUUCAUGGCACGGGCGGCUAGACUAUCUGGCGGCGGCGUUGUUGAGAUAGCUGGGAAUGAUGAUUCUAGGACUGGCAGGGCGAAAGUGUUCGUGCAGAAACUAGUCCAACGCGUCGGUUUCGCUGGCAUCCUGGCUUGCGCAUCAGUGCCCAAUCCGCUCUUCGACCUGGCCGGGUUGACCUGUGGACACUUCCUAGUGCCUUUCUGGACCUUCUUCGGGGCCACUGUCAUAGGAAAGGCGGUUAUAAAGAUGCAUAUACAGAAGAUGUUCGUCAUUAUUGCAUUCAACGAAACCUUAGUUGGCCAAGUCUUAUCCUGGGUGGAAAGAAUACCGUACAUCGGGCCGAAACUAGAAGCGCCCAUGCUAGAAUUCCUUCGCAACCAAAAAGCGCGCUUACACAAAACCGACGGCUCGUCCCUACCUGAGAACCAAGGAUCAGUGCUCUCAGCCCUACUCGAGAAGUUCGUACUAGCUAUGGUGGUAUACUUCGUGGUGUCAAUAGUGAAUGCGCUCGCGCAGAAUUACAGCAAACGCGUCGGCAAGAAGAAAAGCAAGAAGAGGGAAUAGGGGUUACGGACGCCGGGCGACGCGUUUGGUGGACUCGCGCGGCGACGACAGGUGACGGAUCGUGGUGCGCGCCGGCGUCGGUAGUACACAAAUCGCGCAACAGACGCACCCACGCGUCAAAGUUAAACGUUUACUCCGUCACAAGAUGGCUGCCACCGCCACAAAAUGGCUACCUCUGCGGUCGCGAAAUGGCCGCUCGAAUAUGCCGGUUCGUAGCUAAACAAUUGAGUGAGUGUGACUUUAUUUAUAAACAAUUUGAUAUAGUGAUGUUAUGACGGUAAGUGUUAUGAUAGUUACUAGCCGUAUCACAAAUGCUGACAGUCAUAAAAUAGAGCUUUACUAGCUUUAAAUGUGGUAAAAUGAUCAAUAACUUUGAAUCUCCACCACUAAUACUUAUUUCUUUAUUUGCCACAACGCACAAGCAUCAAAAUUCAUAUCUUUUAUUAAUUUUAUGAUACAAAACAAACUCACUACUUUAUUUAUAAAAAACAGCUAUCGUUCGACCAAUGAUUAUCUUGCCUUUACAUUUAUAUGUAAAUAUAGCUUAUAUCCAUCAGGGGUAGAUGUUUAACUUUAAUGCUGAAAAUAGUAUAUCGAGUGCUUAGAAAUAAUUUUAACAUGGGUUUUAAUAUACAGCGUGUCUAAGUGUAGAUAUUAAUAAAUAUAGGGUGCUCAUUUGAAGUCAAAUAGUUGUGGGCGACAAAUGGCAUAGGAUAAUAGGUAAAAAAAUAACGACUAUUGAAACCUUUUUGGAUAUUGUGGUCAAAACUUUAUAAAAAGUAAAAUAUAUAAAGUUAUUUUGUAUACACGAUACUUCUUAGGUUAUCAAGUGCUAGUAAUAGGACAAUACCUAGAAUACUAAAAUUACCAAACUAGCCAUUUUUGUUUAAGUUACAGGCACUUGUAUCGUAUGCAUAAAAGGCGAUAUCACUAGCAACAGAAUCGAUCUAUAAUCUAAGAAGUUUCGUAUGUAUUAAUGUAACUGUAUAAUAAAGAUAAUAAUUACACCAAAUAAAAAACCUAUCGAAAAAUGGAAUAUAUUUUGUCACAUAGAUCUAAUUUAUCUAAAAAGGUGUAUUUAGCCAUAACAAAACGACUAUCUGAUUCGUAUAAUAGUAUAGCCAAACUAGUGUAACAAUAAUAGCAAUAGCAUUGGUAAUAAAUAGUAAAUAAAUAGAAAAUGGAAAAGUUUGUAUUUCGGGCUAUUCAUAAUGAAAAUAGUACCUAGGUUUCAGGUCUUAAAAUUUUCUCUUGGUAGAAAUAUUACUUCUAUCUUUAGAAUUUUCGUAUCUAAUAAUUGUGAAGUUCUUAUAUGAGUUUAGGUGAUAUCUACUGUAAGAAUUUAGCAGUCGUAUAAGCAUAAUUAUGUCUUUCUAUCUCUUAGACAUUCAUUGUGAAUAGUCCUUUUAAACUGCCACAAUAGAUAAAUAGUAAAACUUUUAUUACAGUGUUUUUAAACUUUAUUUUAUCUCGAAAAAGGUUUGUUGUGAAUAUCUCAAAAAUUAUUUAGUAUGAUCUGUGUUAUUUGCCAACGUAAUAUGCAUCUUAUUGUAGAACAUUAGGGUAUAAUAAUGUUGGCAAAGACCACAUUCAGUAUUUAGUUGUAUAAACUUGUGAUUGAUGAUUCCAAAAAUUUCGUUGGUGCUGUUCGUAACUCCAGAGACAUUUCCCGAUUAUUUUCACCAUCCAAC
Messenger RNA from Ostrinia furnacalis (Asian corn borer), 3336 nucleotides. It is a transcript of the gene Tango5, whose product is annotated as Transport and Golgi organization 5. Lineage: Eukaryota; Metazoa; Arthropoda; Insecta; Lepidoptera; Crambidae. Bases 269 to 1645 code for a protein of 458 amino acids. The record is from RefSeq and is a predicted model, not a curated record. The transcript has 10 exons.